Messenger RNA from Cydia fagiglandana, 3775 nucleotides. RefSeq names its product 5'-3' exoribonuclease 2 homolog (gene Rat1). Bases 117 to 3002 code for a protein of 961 amino acids. The transcript is spliced from 17 exons. The record is from RefSeq and is a predicted model, not a curated record. Gene Ontology annotation, cellular component: nucleus. Gene Ontology annotation, molecular function: nucleic acid binding; 5'-3' RNA exonuclease activity. NCBI's taxonomy places the organism in Eukaryota, Metazoa, Arthropoda, Insecta, Lepidoptera, Tortricidae. Gene Ontology annotation, biological process: nucleobase-containing compound metabolic process.
UUCUCUUUCCAACAAUGGCAUCUUUCACGAUUUGUUUGUGUUGAAUACGUGACAAAGUUUAAAUUUACAGGAUAAGAGACAAAAUUGUGGAAUAAGAAUUAGGCAUAUAACAAAACAUGGGAGUACCAGCAUUCUUCCGGUGGCUCAGCCGCAAAUAUCCGAGUGUGAUCGUAGAAUGCAUCGAGCAAAGACCUCAGGAUGUGGACGGUGAGUUGGUAUACACAGACUCGUCGUUGCCGAAUCCGAAUGGGGUAGAAUUUGACAAUUUGUACCUGGACAUGAACGGGAUCAUCCACCCGUGCACUCACCCCGAGGACAAGCCGGCGCCGAAGGACGAGGACGAGAUGAUGGUGGCCAUCUUCGAGUGCAUCGACCGCCUGUUCCGCAUCGUGCGCCCGCGCAAGCUGCUCUACAUGGCCAUUGACGGUGUGGCCCCAAGGGCUAAAAUGAACCAGCAGCGCUCCCGUCGUUUCCGCGCCUCCAAGGAGACCCAGGAAAAGAUUGAGGAAGUGGCCCGCAUCCGCUCCGAGCUGCUUGUCAAGGGUGCUUACCUACCCCCUGAGAAGCCUAAGGAAGCACAUUUUGAUUCCAACUGUAUCACACCGGGGACUCCCUUCAUGGACCGACUCAGCAAAUGCUUACAUUAUUACAUUCAUGACAGAUUAAACAAUGACCCUGGCUGGAAGGGCAUUAAAGUGAUCCUCUCAGAUGCCAAUGUCCCCGGAGAGGGGGAACACAAGAUUAUGGACUACAUUCGCAGACAGAGAGCUCAACCGGACCACGAUCCUAACACGCAGCACGUUCUGUGCGGCGCCGACGCUGAUCUCAUCAUGUUGGGGCUGGCCACGCACGAGCCUAACUUCACCAUCAUUCGUGAAGAGUUCAAGCCCAACAAGCCACGCCCGUGCGAUAUAUGCGGCCAGCUGGGCCACGAAAUGAAAGAAUGCACAGGCAGCACCCCCGAAGCGGCCCUCGUCCGCUCCGACCCCGCCUUCGGCAACCAGGACUCCUUCAUCUUCGUCCGCCUCUCCGUCCUCCGAGAAUACCUAGAAAAAGAACUCCAGAUGCCCAACCUGCCGUUCCCUUAUGACUUCGAGAGAGCACUCGAUGAUUGGGUGUUCAUGUGCUUCUUUGUUGGAAAUGACUUUUUGCCGCAUCUACCGAGCUUGGAGAUCAGAGAGGGGGCGGUUGACAGAUUGGUUAAUCUGUAUAAGAAGUGCGUUUUUAAGACUAGGGGUUGGAUCACAGACUCGGGCGACGUGAACCUGGACCGCGUGCAGCUCAUCAUGGACGAGCUGGGCCAGGUGGAGGACGAGAUCUUCCGCCGCCGGCACGCCAACGAACUCAACUUCAAAGCCAGGGAGAAGGCCAAGAAGAGACAGCAGCAGCGGCCGAACUUUAACAUGCUUAACAACACACAGUUUGCUCCUAUGGCUGUAGUGGGUUACGGAACGUCCGCCAAGCCGGUGCAGAACGCUCGCGAGGAAGCGGCCAACAUGCGCCGCGCCGGCAUGCAGGCCGAGGCUCAACAAGAGUCUGAACAACGCGGUCGCAAGCGCACAGCCGAAGCCGCCGGGCUCGACGAGGAAGAGGAAGACGCCCACGACGAGGUCCGGCUCUGGGAGGAGGGCUUCAAGGAGCGCUACUACGAGAGCAAGUUCGAAGUGGCCAGAGACAACCUAGAGUUCAGGUACCGCGUGGCGCUCCAGUACGUCCGCGGGCUGUGCUGGGUGCUCCGCUACUACUACCAGGGCUGCGCCUCCUGGAAGUGGUACUUCCCCUACCACUACGCGCCCUUCGCCUCGGACUUCGUCAACGUGUCAGGGCUCUCCACCAAGUUCGAGAAGGGCACGCUACCUUUCCGGCCCCUCGAGCAGCUGAUGGGCGUGUUCCCGGCCGCGAGUUCACAGCACGUGCCGAAGCCCUGGGCCACACUUAUGAGCGAUCCGUUCUCGCCGAUCAUCGACUUCUACCCGACGGACUUCAAGAUCGACCUGAACGGCAAGAAGUUCGCGUGGCAAGGCGUGGCCUUACUGCCGUUCGUGGACGAAACUAGGCUCUUUAAAGCCUUGGAGCCUUACUAUAAGGAGCUCACACAGACUGAAAUAAAACGCAACAUCCGCGGCCACGACCGCUUCUACGUGUCCACCGGCAACAAGAGCUACGAAUACCUCCUCGGCCUCUACAAGGCGGCCGGCAAAGACCUGCGCCACCUCAUAGACAAGGAGCAGAGAUACCCGUACCGGUGCGAGGGAGUGAGAGGGGACGUCAUGCUCAGUGCCGACUGCGUUUGCAUUGGCGGGCAACUGGCGUCACCCGUCAUCGGUCUGCCGCCAGUACUCGGCAACCAGGCCGUCUGCGUCCGUUUCCAAGACCCUCAGUUCCCUGAGGACUUCAUCUUCCCAGCGAGGAGACUCCAGGGCGCCAUAGAGCCAGGACGGGUGCUGAAGCCAGGAGACCUGUCACACCAGGAGAACAGGAACUGGAGGCCUCAGAUAGGAAUGGUGCGAUCGAACACGGUGGCUAGUCUCGAGGCCGCCGGCCGACGGAUGCUGGGCCACCAUCUGCCGCGGGACCGGGACCGCUCGUACGGCAACGUACCGCCGCCACAACACCAGCAGCACAACCGCUCGCAAUCUGGCCCAGCCGCGGCCGGCCCCCACCGCGGCGGCUAUGUAGCCUUCAACCAGCAGGGCUACAACCAGGGCUACCCUAGCCAGAGCCAGGGCUACCCCAGUCAGAACCAGGGCUAUCCCAGCCAGAACCAGGGCUUUAACCGGCAGAACCAGGGCUAUCAGCAGCGGGAUCGGUUCGGGAAUCAACAGGGAGGAUACCAACAAAACAGGUACAACCAAGGUUACCAGCAAAGGCAAGAUGGAUUCCAGCAGCGACAGGACGGCAACCAACGAUACAGCCAGAACCAGAACCAGAGGCAGGGCUACUCCUCCCAAGGCCAGGGCUACAACUCGAGGCAGGGCCAGGGUCGCUCCACGUGGCGAUAAUCUACCUAGUUAACAAGUAAAUAGAGUUUAUUUUCAUUUGAACAAAUACUGAAUCUUUGGAUUUGGUUUGGGGCUAGGUAAUGCAAUAUUCUGAAUACAUUUGCUGACAUUGAUUUGAAAUUAUUGAGGUCAUAGAAUUCAUUACAUAAGAAUAAAUUUCUAAUCUAUUGAAGCUUAAACAACAUUCUUCACCUUUAACUUGAUAGAUACAUAGAUUUAUUACAUUUUCUAUGUCACUAAAGCCAAUGUAAUAAAAGCAGUAUUGUAAAAUAUAAUAAUAGAGAUAUCUAAUAUCACAAAAUUAUUGAUGUUAUUGUUGUUAAAAUGUGGCCCUUGCUGAUCCGACAUUAUAAUUAUUAUACUACUUUAAAAAAAUAUGGACUGUUUUGAAGGAAAAUGUUUUAGAUUGUUUUAAAACUAUUCCUUGAAAUAGGAUUGUCGAUAAAAUUUUUUUGACCUGAGUAAGAAAUUAAUUAAAAACUUAUAUGACUUAUAAGAAAUACCUACUUCUACAAACUGUGUUUAAACUUUAAUGUAAGCCAAUUUCGUGAAGACUGACGAUUCUACUGAGUUUACACUAACUUACCAUUUUUAUGUACAAUCUUCAGAAAGAUUAUUUUCUUUAUAUUAACUAUUGCAAUGACCGCCUGUAUUAAUUCGUUUAUCUGGAUGAUUUACUACACUGUAAUGAUAAAAUGUAUAAUAUAUGUAUAUGUUAAAUGAUUGAAAAGAUAUUCAACACAAACCUAAAUAAAAGACUAGACACAAUGGCA